CCGGGGCGGGCCCGGCAGCGGCGGAGGGGCGGAAGCAGCGGCAGGAUGGCGGGGCACGGUCCUGUGCCCUCGUCCUGCGACUGCUUCGUGGCCAUGCCGCCGCACACGGCGUCCCCCGCUGUCAUCUUCGGCAAGAACGCCGAUCGUCCCCGAGACGAGGUGCAGGAGAUCGUCUAUGUCCCCGCUGCCACCCACCGGCCUGGGGACAAAGUCCAGUGCACGUACCUGGAGAUCGAGCAGGCGGAGCGCACGCACGCCGUGGUGCUGAGCCGCCCUGCCUGGCUCUGGGGGGCCGAGAUGGGCGCCAACGACUGCGGGGUCUGCGUGGGCAACGAGGGCGUGUGGACCCGCGAGCCCCUGGGCGAGGCCGAGGCACUGCUGGGCAUGGACCUGGUGAGGCUGGGUUUGGAGCGGGGCGGCUCGGCCCGGGAGGCCCUGGAGGUGAUGACGGCGCUGCUGGAGCGCUACGGCCAAGGCGGGAGCUGCAAGGAGGAGCCGGUGCCCUUCGUGUACCACAACACCUUCCUGCUGGCCGACCGCGCCGAGGCCUGGCUGCUGGAGACGGCCGGGCGCUACUGGGCGGCGCAGCGCAUCCGCGAGGGCAGCCGCAACAUCUCCAACCAGCUGAGCAUCGGCAGCGAGAUCACGGCCGAGCACGCGGGGCUGCGGGAGCGUGCGCGCAGCCAGGGAUGGUGGAGCGGCCGCGGAGAGUUCAGCUUCGCACGCGCCUUCUCCCUGGAGAAGGAGCCCCCGCGCAUGGAGGCGGCCAGGGCACGGCUCCAUGCCGGCAGGGAGCUGCUGCAGCAGCACGCAGGUCACAUCACGGCGGAGACGCUGAUGUCCAUCCUGCGGGACAAGGAGAGCGGCAUCUGCGUGGACGCCGAGGGGUUCCGCACGGCGGGCAGCAUGGUGUCCGUGCUGCCCCGCGACCCCGCCCUGCCCUGCGUGCACUUCUUCACCGCCACCCCCGACCCCUCCAGGUCUGUCUUCAAGCCCUUCGUGUUCGUGGCCGGCAUCAAGCCGGCGCCGCAGGUGAGAUCCCCGACCUUCCUGCAGGAUCCCGCCAAGCAGAUCCCGAGGUUCCAGAGCUCCGUGGAUCGGCGGCACGAGCUGUACCGCCGGCAUCAGGCGGCGCUGGAGCUCAUGGAGCGGGACCCGGAGCGGGGCCAGCGGCUCCUGGGGACGCUGCAGGAGCUGGAGAAGCAGGGCCUGCAGGGCAUGCGGGAGCUGCAGGAGGGCACCGUGAGCCCCUGCCCCGAGGAGCUGGCCGACCUCUUCUUCGACUGCGUGGAGGCCGAGAUGAAGUUUUACACCUAAACCCCGCACAGAGCCUCGCCUGGGGGCUGGAUGGCGCCAGGAGCUGGCUGGGACCCGCCGGACGCCGGCAGAGGUGACAGCUGUGCCCCUGGCUCCCCCUGGGGACACGGCCGGGCUGUGCUGUCCCACCCCGCGCCCAGCAGCAGAGCCCGGCGCUCCCGCAGCUCCUCCAGCCGCGCCCGGUGCUCCUCGCGGCUCACGGAGCGCCUCCACCGCGCCCGCCCCGCCAGCUCCCGCUGCACGCCCGCGAGGAAACCUGCAGGGACCGGGACCAGGACCGGGACCGGGACAGGGACAGGGACAGGGACAGCAGCUCCAGAUGUGGCACUGCCAGCCCCGAGAGCCAGAGGGCCGC
This is a messenger RNA of Pyrgilauda ruficollis (rufous-necked snowfinch), 1672 nucleotides long. It is a transcript of the gene SCRN2, whose product is annotated as secernin 2. The transcript has 9 exons. Bases 46 to 1317 code for a protein of 423 amino acids. Gene Ontology annotation, biological process: proteolysis. Lineage: Eukaryota; Metazoa; Chordata; Aves; Passeriformes; Passeridae. The record is from RefSeq and is a predicted model, not a curated record. Gene Ontology annotation, molecular function: cysteine-type exopeptidase activity; dipeptidase activity.